AUGGCGUUGAUACUUAACACCAUGAGAAGGUUCGCUGGACGCAACGUUAGAUGCAACAUUGGACGCUGGUUAUCUCUAUGGCGUGGCAAGGCCAAGCCCAGUGAAGAAAUGGACUGUGAUGUCAAUUCGACAUGCUUGCCGAUGAAUUAUUGCAAGUUGGAUCCGUCUUGGAAACAGCCCAGAGUGGUCAUCGUUGGAGCGGGCAUGGCAGGUCUAUCGGCUGCCCAGCACCUGUCCAUGUCUGGCAUUCAUAAUUUUGUUGUGCUCGAAGCCACCAACGAGGUGGGCGGUCGCAUACAUUCGACGUGGUACGGAGACGUGAUGACGGAACUGGGAGUGGAUUCGUUGUACGGGUGUCCGUCGGACUCGGUGUUUCGGUUGGCUAGCCAUGAGCGGUUGAUGAGUCCACCGUUGCCCAGGAUCGACCGGACGGCGGGUGGAUGGUACGUUCCGGAAGAACACCGGCAGAUUAAGGACAAGGUAGUGGCGAAAGCGGUGAGCCGAUUCAGGGAGAUCGAGAGAGCGGCGGUUUUGGCGUACGACGAGAUGCUGAACGUGCAGAGAACGGAAAGUCUGUGGGAGUGGUUCGACGAACGCAUCGAAUCCGAGCUGAAGGGCUACCUCGGUGACCGCGGCGAACUCGACGACAUGGGCCGCGUCAUGUACGCCAUGACCAAUGAACUGCGAACAAAAAUUGGCGCUAGCCUGCGUAACGUUGCGUACGAACUGUACGGCCCUGCGGUCAAGCUGCCGGGCGGCGAGGUCUCUGUCGCCUCCGGACUGAUCGGCACUAUGGCGCCGCUUAUUCGGAAUAUACCCGUCAACUGCCUGAAGACGCACCAGCGCGUCGCCACCAUCCGUUGGGGCGCGCCCAAUAACACCAGCCCGCGGUCGAUAGUGGUCACGGAAGAAGGCGUCGAGUAUCCGGCUGACUACGUGGUGUGCACGGUCCCGUUGGGCGUGCUCAAGCACUCACAGUCCUUGUUCUGUCCCGCGCUGCCAGCCAAACAGUGGGAGGCCAUUCAGAACCUGGGAUUCGCGAACGUGUGUAAAGUGUUCGCGCGGUACGAACGUCCGUUCUGGUUACCCGGCACCGGACACAUGAACUUUGCGUGGUCCAAGAUGGACCUGUACGGCAGCAGUAACGAUCGAAACCACUGGAGCAGGUGCGUAAGUGGCGUGCAUGAGGCGCCGGGCAGUAGUAAGGUACUGACCAUGACGGUGACCGACCGCGAAUCGCUGGCCGUCGAGACCAUGAACGAGGCGAUGCUGAGCUCCGAAGUGCACGAAUUACUGCGGCGAUUUCGCGGUGACCCGCACCUAUCGCCGCCAUCGCAAGUGUACGCCACCAAGUGGUCGACGAACCCCGAUUUUCGCGGUUUCAGAACGUUCAUGAAUGCGACAUCGGGCAUUGGCCACAUCAUCGAUCUGGCCACGCCGCUGUCGACCGACUGCGACAUGCCGCCCGUUAUCAUAUUCGCCGGCGAGCACACCAGCGUCGAGCACUACGGCACUGUGCACGGAUCAAGAAUGACCGGUAUCAGGGCGUCCAGCCAGAUCAUCGAGUCGACAAUACAGUACAAGGGCCCACCGUUUCCGUCUAACGCCGCGCCGCCUCCAAGACUCACAAAUAAACCACGCGACGGCUUCACUCAAGAAUAUAAUAAAUAA
Messenger RNA from Adelges cooleyi (spruce gall adelgid), 1671 nucleotides. Its product is annotated as protein anon-37Cs-like. NCBI's taxonomy places the organism in Eukaryota, Metazoa, Arthropoda, Insecta, Hemiptera, Adelgidae. Gene Ontology annotation, molecular function: polyamine oxidase activity. The record is from RefSeq and is a predicted model, not a curated record. The transcript has 2 exons. Bases 1 to 1671 code for a protein of 556 amino acids.